UAAAGAAUGAAACAAAGAUGGCGGCCUCCAUGCUGAGUCAAAGUAAGAACUUUACAUUUGAGUCGUAAUUUCUUUAUGCUUGUGACUUUUCAUACGUUAAAUUACUUUCCUAUUGCUGAAAAAUUUUCAGAGCAAAAGCUUCCUUCGGGCCAAAGUUCAGAUGAGUGGACAAUUAGAGAAAAACUGGCUUUAGCUUCGUCUGUGGUUCGAAGUGGCGAUCAAAACUGGUGAGACUAAGUGUUUGUUUUUACAGAGUUCGCAGUCUAUUAAUUCUGGUGUUUGUUACUAAAAGUGGUUUGGUUUGGUUUGGGUAAGGUCUAUUGCCAAAAGUUUCAAAUUUUAGAAGAUUAGACGGCGUUAUAAAUGUCUCGUGAACUUUAAGAAAGUUACCAAUCUACAGCGAAAAGUUCGCGUUUAUUCUUGUUACGUUAAGAACUUUAAUUUCUUUAGAUUUAGCUGCUUGUUUAUUAUAAAUUGUUUCUUCUGUUAGGGUUUCUGUAAGUCGUGGUAUCAAACCGCUGCUUGAAACAGGAUGUUGUGCUAAACCACGGCCACCUGAUUUCUUCUCUCAGAAGGUAUGCUUUGGUACAUACAUGUGUUUCACCAAUUUCAAACGAGUCUUUUGAUGAUUUACGUAAGCUUACUGGUACUGGAUACUAAAGCUUUACUUGGUGACAUUUAACACAUGUAUUGUUAUUUUUAUGUACAGAACUGUGCUGUACACUACUCAGAAAUGCUUGAAAAAGUGAACACACCAAAGUAAGUCAAAAUUAUAGCAUUGUUUGUAUGUAUUGAGUUUAUUAUUGACAGAUCUUAGAAUAACAUCUGUUGUAAGAGUCAGUGAAGUAACCAUAGUAUAUUCUGUAAUUUUUACAUUUAUGAUUAAAUGAUGUAUUUUUGUUGUUUGCAACUUCUUGUGAGUUACCACUUAUUAGUUAUGUAAUCCUUUCUUUUUAUUGCAUGAUAUUACAUAACAUUAUUCACAUCACGGUACAUUAUAAAUUUCUGCAACUUUGUAAGCUUUUCCAGAAUUUUUAGCUUUUUUGUAAUUUUCAAUAUGUUGAUAUUAUAUAUUCCACUUGAAGAAGGUGGCCUAAACCUUGUACAUUACAAUGCAGAAUCAUUCAAAAUUUUUCCCUCUGUGUUUCUGAAGAAUGCUUAUUUAACAUUUUGGAGAAGAUACUUGUAUUCAACAAUGCUUCAAUAUUUUCUCCUUCCCAUACAUUACCUGUGAUCAAAAUUUUCCAGUCUGUUCUCAGACCUUUCCUUUGAAAUAAUGACUGCUUUGACAUAAACCAUGAUCUCAUAGAGGUAUUUAGCAAUCAUACUUUUUAUCUUACUCUGUGUUUGAAAAAGUGCAUUUGUUUGAUUGUAGGAGGAAGCGUACUAAUGAAGGAGGUGGGGCUGGUAAGACCACUGAAAUAGGCUUUUAUAUGUUCAUGAUAUAUGCAGCAAGUAAGGGUCCCAUCUGAUGUUUUCAUUCUAAUUUGUCUUGUCUUCUUUCUGUUUGAUGUAGAAACACCUGGUGACCAAAUUGUUAGAAAAUUGACCUUUGAUAGAAUUGAAGAAUUAAAGAAAUCUAUCAGAAAUGAUCAACAAACCUACAAGUAAGAAACAAAUCUGAUAUACUAGAAUACCAUUUUCCUUGCUACUACAUGCAAUGUUUGGAGAGCUAGCAGUUUUCAUGCCACAAGAUGAUAUUUAACUCUUUGAUGUCCUUUCCAUGUUAAAUUCUCAAUCCUUUUCCUGCUCCACCAGGAGCAUAACUAGGCAACCCUGCAUACCCAGAUUUCUUUCUGAUUAGCCUCUCAAAAACAGGAAAUGUAGUACAUGUUGCUUGUGGGUUAGUGCACUGGACUCUAGGUGGAAAGAUCUUGGUUUUACCCUUUCACCCUUAAGAGUGACCAACAUCUGAUUUCUCCUUGCGAUAUCUUCCCUGAAUCACACAUGAAGGUCACAAGAAUAAUGGAAAUGAUCACCCACUAAAGAAAUAGUUGUGAAAAUUUCAGAAAAAAUGAAUAAAUAUUAAGCAUGUAAUGGCAUCUUGUGCCAUGUGGCACUCUUGGGUGGGAAAGGGAUAAAUUAUUAAACAAAUUCUCCUUGUCAGCACCUUAAGAAAUGAAUGAUAAACAGUAUGGAGAAUGUGCGUACUGAUAUUAGGGUGUGAAGGGUUAAACUCAGACAGGGUAACUUUUUGCAUCCUUGUAUUAGACUCUAAACUCUCACAAUGGCUUGGUCUGCCAUUAGAUAUACAUAGCUAGCAAUAAUACUGUUGAGGUAACCUUACCAAAUAUUUAGGGGGUUCCUGCAAUGAACUAGCUUCUGGUUAAGUAGUUGUACUCUUGGACAGUUGAUGUUGCUUAAACUAGGAUAGACUCAGGUAGGAUGGGAUUUUUGGCACAAAAGGCGACUUUUCCUUUAACUAGUCUCGUGUACAGGAAAUGUGUAUUGGUUCAAUAUAGUAUGCAUGCUGAUCAACGAUAGAGGAGAUCAUAAGGGACAGCUGUGAAACAUUCUCCUUGAAAAGUUUGAGUUUUGUCCAAAGAUCCUUUUCAAAAGUGUUCUCUUAUUACGUAAGCACUCGCAUGCAAUUUAGUAAUUUAUGUAACUUUGGUAUUUAAUUGAUAAGAUUGUUAUUUUCAUUCACUAAGUGUUACAGUACCUGUUAUGUUGUAUGUUUAUUUUACUCAGUAACCUAGGAAGCUAACCAAUCUUACAGGAAACUUAAGGACAGAAUAGAAGAAGUACGAAGUGGAAAACUUGACCUUCAGCUUCCUGCCUUGUGGGAGGAAAUUAAAAUGUAUGCACAAAUUUUUCUAUUUUUUCUAAUGAAAUUAUUUCUAAACAUGUUUAAGUAGUCUGCUGACUUUGCAUGGAGCCUUGGUAGUAAUGUUACAAAUUUUUCACUUGUAGAGAGCAGGUAUGAAUGCUAAAGGUGUCAUUCUUAUUAUGGUGGAAGUUUAAAACUCCAAGCAAAUAUUUGGUAAAUAUUGUGAGAAUCUUGAUGCUAAUGACAAAUAUUACAUGUGAAUUAUUUUCGUUUCUUUGUUUUCUAAAGGAAAAAGAAGAUGAGGCCACCACCUGCCCCCCAGCAAGAAGGGGACAGCUCUGGACCAGUUACCCCGACCACACCCACCACACCCACCAUGCCCAUCACCCCUACUACACCUGGAGCACAACCAGGGGUACAAACAGGUACUUUCACCUUCACAUUAUCAUUUGCAGAUAGGUUUUUUUUAGGUGGAGUACAAAUGAUCUUCUCUCUUUGCAAACUGAUUUGCAGGUGGUGCCAAACCUCAAGGAAGUCAACCCCUGUCCUCUCCUCAGAAAGGGAAACAACUGAGAGUUCCUAAGCCAACAGCAAAGUAUGCACAAUAUCAAUUUUUGUUUUCAGUAUUAAUCAAAACUAUAGCAAAAUUCUUGAACAUGAUUGGUUAUCACCAGGCAGAUUUGAGCACUAAUAGGUUAGUGUACACAUCGUGCUUGUAAUUGGACAGUGUAAUAGGACAGUUAAAGGGACAGUUCAUAUGUCAUACCUGUGUAAGUGGACAGAAUAGCAUCAUAUGCACACUGUUGUCUUGUAUUUCUCAGAGUUAACUGUUUUUUUUUUAAUGAAAACAUACAACCGAUGUCUAGUUUCUUUCAAAUUUUGUCAUAGUUUUGAUUCAUUGGUAAUAGGGCUUCAUGUCGUCCAAUUCUGUUUGUGAUCAUACUCAUGAUUAACAGAUUGGACUCCUGCUUUGCAGUCAUCCGAUCACUUGUAUGAUUACAGACAGAAUUGGAUGACGCUAAGUCCUAUUACAAUUAUAAAUAGCUCGUAAGUAGUUUUUGUACAAAGUUGCUAAAUUUUUAAGGGGUCUGUACAUACUUGAAUAAAUUUUCCCAUUCUUGAAGUGUAUAGUUCUUGAAAAGCUACAUAUUGUUAUGUUUAGAACUCCUUUCUGUGCAUUAUCAAACAUUCUGUUCCUUUACAUGCUUGGAUACAAGAAAAAAAACCACUUUAGCGAUUUGGCAUCCCUCACUAAAUAUAUGCAUUAUAAUAAUUAUUAUUAUUACUAAAUGUUAAAAAAGUCAUGUACUGCCAAGUUGGUUUUAAUCACUCUGAAUCUCACACGCACCCACUGACCACAUGACCUAAUUGUGUUGAUAAACCUGAAUGACUGAGGCUUAUAUGUAUAUGCAAGGCUGCCAAUAAGUUUUGUCUGUAGGAAAGUCAUUUGUCUAUGCCUGCAAGUCUUGAUAAAGUUGACUUAUUCCACGUAGAUUUCAGAAGUAUCAGAAACAGCUUCAACAGAGACAUGGACAUUCUUCUCAAUCUUCCCCAAUCAGUCAGACACCUGAUGGACUGGCCACCACCCCUGUGGACAGGUCCCCUUUAGAUGGAGGAACAUUCUCACCAGGACUUGGAGGAGGGCCUUCUGGAGGACUAGGACAAAGUGGAUCAUUUCCAAGUGCAACUCAGGUAGAAAACAAGUUUUGUUGCCAUUCAUUUGUCUCUCAUGAGAGCUGGUUUCCUGUUAAUUCUUUAAUCAUUGUGCAUAUUAUUAUCGAACAAUAGCUUGUCCCCAUGCUAACUGUUGUCAAUAACUAUCGCUUGAGCUGGACUUUGAGCAGAAAUAUUACUUUUUUUAUUUUACUAAACAUCAUUAAACCAUCAGUCCUUUUCAGUGCUACCUUACUCCAAUUUUUAUCACAUAAUUGUGAAAUCCAUAUUUUUACAUUUUACAUCCACAACAUGUUAAGUGAGGUGUUUCAAAUGACUUUACUACUUAGCCAAGCCAAGCCAACCAAUGCCAAGUAGGAAGAUUUUCAGAGGGCUGUUGGUUAGGAAUUGGCUCUAAUUGAAUUCUCACAUGGAACUCAGGGUUUUUUUUUUGUUCCAAGGUAAAGACAAAUGUCUCAGGUUUUACUUGUAUCAUUCGGACCAUCUGUCCCAAUGUACAUGUAUGCUGUCAUUUUCGAUAUUAUUGCCAAUAAGAUUGUGUUGGUUGCAGAGCUCUAAGGGAGAACCAAUGGAUGUUGACUUGAGCACCAUUUUGGCUUCUGACUCACAAGGUGACGUGGUCCCUCAGGCAUCUCCUCGAAAAACAGAUCGUGUACCUCAAAGCCCACUGAGACCACAGAGUGGUGCAUCAGCACCAUCAGUAGCCAGCUCUCAGGGUUCUAAUGAAUCUCCAUUAGUUUCAUUGCUAUCUCAGCCAUCCUCAAAGGACAGUAAACAGAUAAGAAGGGCCAGCAACCCUGAACAGGAGAUGCCCCCAACUAAGGUACCUUUAUUUGCAUAGAAACUGUUUUGUGUGUGACCAAGUAGACACAAUUGUUUUGCUUUAUUUUUUUUUUUUUUGUCAUCCUGAGGUCAAAAUAGGAUUCAUUUUGGUUUUUUUGUGAUUGGAUUCCCUAACAAGGAACAAACAACCCACUAAACCUUGCCCCAUUCCCAUGUCUGUCAUUUCUGAGCUGCAAGUAGUACCCAAAUGGUAUGUGGGAGGGACAGGUUUGAACUCUGUGAAUUGUGAAUUUUUUUGUGGGCUUCUUUUUCUGCAAUUUUUUUCUGUGCCCAUGAGAAUUAUUUUGUUAUUUGUUAUAAUCCACAGGUCAGAAUGUUAUUUAUGAAAAUCAAACAGACAAAUAGCAGCUAAAAAACAACUGGGGACAUGAAAAGGAUUUACAUGUACAACUUGUUAAGGACAUAACUUGACAUUUAUGUGGAAGACUUUGCCAUGUCAGAAGUACUUCAUUCAUAAAAUCAUCUUAUACUGUACUUUCAGGAGCUUGAGAGUCAUUCCUCACAAAGUGGUCAGCUAUCUGAGCCACUACCAACUCCACACUCAACAGCAUCCCAAGGUACUGGCCAGACCUCAGACCCACAAAAAUCUGAUGGAAAGCAUUUUUUAGGUAAGAGAAUUAAUUUUCACCCCACUAAUAUGCUUCAAAAUGUGUCCCACUGACACUUUUGCUGGAUAAUUUUCAAGGAUGAGAACACAUAGUAACCCCUCAAAAAUAAAAGACAUUCUGUCAUUGGUGAUAAAAUUGUAAAUAUGAGAACUGAAAACUCAAGCUGUGAUAGGAAAAUAUAAUAUUUAUUGCAAUUGCAUGAUUGAGAGUCAAUUUUAUGGUCAAGCUAUCACUUGAAGAUUAUAACAUAACAACUGCUAUAUAGCUAGUCUUGUGUAGAAAUAUGAAAACUUAUUUAACAUAGCAUAUGAAAAUUUUGAUGAUGAUGAUAAGACAUCCCAGCAAAGAAUACUACCUUUAGGUGCUAGUUGUUAAUCCAGUUAUGUACAGAAUUAAAUUUGUAUGGCAGUUUGAUUUUGUUUUAUUUCAUUAAGGCAAAUUUUAUCGCUUACACUUAAAAGGAUUUUAUGGUACAAUAAGGCAAAAGCUUGAGGAAACAAAAUAUAAGUGGUAAAGCUGUCUGCAAACAUGUGAACUAAAUAAAAAACUUGCACUAGCCUUCUUUUAGUGUAGUUGUUUAAAUUCAUUGGUUCUUGUUGUUUGUUUGUUUGUUUUUAUUUGGGGUUACUCCCUCGAUGGAACCCAAAAGCUGGACUCCAUACGGAAAGAAAAGGAAAAAAUUUGUACACUACAAGUUUUAAUUUGUAUUACUUUGCUUUUAAUUUUUGUUGGUUAGGGGUUACUCCCUCCAUGGAGCCCGCAAAGCUGGACUCCAUGAGGGAGAGAACAGGAAACACACCUCAAGUCGCAGCUCCAUCAGUCACCGCCCCCACACUUUCUAAACUUCUUGCUGAUACUCCUGCUACAUCUCCCUCUGUCAACUCUGUUUCAUCACUUGGAGGGGCAGUACCUAAGGUAUUCUGUGGCUGCUUCUAACUCCUAAAUCAUGUGGCAUUUUGAUUCCAAUUGUCCCAGAAAGCUUCCCAUAUGCAAGUGUUUCAGAAGCAACUCUCUCCCAUCACCAAAUGAAGGCUAUAAGGGAACCUAAGCACAGACAUUUCUUGAAAACAGCCUCCAGGGCUCAGUUGUUAUAAAGGGCAGAUAACACUAUCCAACAGAUAAAUUGCUGUCUAGCAGAUAAUUGAUAACAAAAUGUAUAGUAUUAUCCACCAUAUAGAGAUUUAUCCAGUGGAUAGCACUAUCCAACCUUUGAACAACCAGGGCCAGAAAUAUGAUGCAAGCACUUCCUGUGUGCUUUGACAUCAUUCAGUCUGUUGCAAAGUGGUCAUUUCAGUAUUUGAAAAGUAAAUGGUACAGAAAAUAAGUGUCUGUCACAAGCACUAAGGAAAAGAACUCUCAACUUCUAGUGGCUAUUCAUGUCUAACAAAACGUUUGUGCUUAUGGGUAACUUCCCUAUUUUGCUGUGAACCCCACCAUCCUUUUGUAAAGGGUUCUGUAAAUAACUGGUUAGCUUACAUAUAAAAUUGAUUUCUAAAUGCUAUUUGCUUUAAGUCAAUUUGCUAUUUAAAAUACCUUGCCCUGAUCCUUAUUUUAAAGGGUAAUUUAGUAUUAUCAACUAAGUUGAUAGCGUAAAUUGGCCACCAUAAAGAGUUAAAAAGCUGAUGUUUGGAGCGAUAGCCCUUUUUCUAUCGCUCUGACAAAGGGCUAACGCUCAAAACGUCAGCUUUUAAACUGAAUCAGUUGAUAAUACUUAAUUACUCUGAUAUACUCUCCCACUGAUGCAGCACCACAGCUUCUUUAGAAACUUACCCCCCCCCCCAAAUUUAAAGGCUUAUUCACUGUAUACACAACCUUUUUAUAGUUACUAUUCACCAAAAAUUAUAACUCUCUUUUAAGACCCCAGGAGGUAUGGAUUCCUCUGUAUUGGUGGAGCCAUCAACAGGGACACCCGUAGAAAACCCUUUAUCUGUGAUUGGGAGUGGCAGGGGCACCACAGGAGGUAUAGUUUCAUGGUUUUACUGCUAUAUGAUUUCUAAGAUAGGCCACAUACUGCUAUACACGUGUAUGUUGUUGAUGGAACUUUAAAAAAAGUGAGAUGCUAAGACAGCACAGUUUUAUGCCUUAUAUCAUGGUUGGUUUUACUUCAAAGAGGUUAUUAACAAAACAAGUGGACAUUUGCUUGCUUGUUGAAUUUUUUUGUUUUAUGCCAGUGUAAUGUAUGGAAGAAGUGACAAAACUUGGAAGGAAUUUUUUUAACACAGAUCAACAGCAGGAUUGUGUGAAAUCACACAAUAUCACGUAGUAUGGAUCUGAAAGCUGCACUUCUUUGGACAUGUAAUUGUAAUAAACAUGUAACUGGACUGAUUUGAGCUUUCACAAUGUGUAUACUUUUUGUUGUACCAGAAGCAUACGACGUUGGUUAAAUGCUUCUGUUAGCACUCAAUGAGGCUGUUAUUUAAUUACUAGGCACUCAAGCUGUUCUCAGCGUUUCCACACCCAUACCAGCCAUCUCAGUCAAUCCCAAGGUGAGUUAAUCGCCCAAAUUCCUGGUUUUUCCUUGAAAAUCAUGUAAUAAAUGUUAUGAAGAUGAUAUCAAUUUACAGUUUUUGGUAUAUAUCGACUUUUUCGUAUCACGUGAAGUUUCAAGAGACUUGAACAUGCCACUUAUUAAAGUUGCACACUGAUGUUGACGGUUGAUUUCACUUUAAGGCUUUCCUUAUUUAUUGUCUGGUGUACUAUCUUUAAACAAGAAUAAUUUGUUCGUUUCUAGGCUGCUGCUCUGACCGCGACUUUGCCCUCCCCUUUGGCAAUUACACCUCCACCCACUACCCCUCCGGCAGACAGGAAGGUUAGUUUAACCAGUUGUAAUCAAUUUUAUAUGUAUAUAUGUAUGUGUAAAUUUUUCCACUUGACACAUACGUAAGAUUCUUAUUUGUUUUCAUAAUGCAGGAAAUAAUAGCCCAAAAGUUUGAACCAGCGGUGAAAAAUUCCGAGAAAAACAGCGGUACGGAAAUUACGAGCGACGAUCACGAAAAUGACGCCAACACUGCCCGAGCCUCCACUGAACGGUCAGCGCCCAUCCCUGAAGUAAAAGUUGAGACUAUUGAGACCCCAGUUUCUUCUCCGCGAGUCCAGAAACGUGCGUCCAAACCCGGGAGGCCUGGUGAGGGAUGAACUCAGUGGAUAAUGUCAAGAGUCAGUUUUCUCACGCUUUGGUAUUGAGUCACGAAAGUCUUCUCUUUUUUAGGUCGACCAUCAAGAGCAGCACGAAGGAAUCAACGACAUCGCAGCAAAUCUGCAACCUCGACGGUACGCGUCACCGUUUCUGUUAAUCUUCCCAUGCGGAAACGUAAAUCAAACCACUAUGAAUCAAAUUAUUUUAGAACAAACGAUUUCAUUUCAUCCCAUAGGACAAUGAAGGUGACGUAGAAGAGGAUCAUGAAGAGGUAUGGAGUAUGAGAAGAAAACUUGUUAAUCACUUCCUCAAAAUCAGACCUCGAUAGUAUUAGAUCUGAAUAAACUCUAGCCCCGUUUGGUGUAUUAUUUCUUUAAGAAUUUUAUUAAUGUUUUCUUGGAGGGCUAUUCAUUGAUACUCUAUUUUUUUUCUCUCAUCUAGGAAUCCAAAAUGGAGACUUUAGAUGUGGAAUCUGAGAAGGCCAGUGAAAAGACGGAAGACGAAGAAGAAAACGAGUCGAUUGCCGAGGAAAAGAAAGAGGACAGCGAUGAGGAGAUGGAGCGGGACAGUGGAGACGAGGCAGUGUCUGACCAAGGGGACCAGAGUCAGUCUGAGAAGGAUGAACCCUGCACCUCCAUGAAAGAAUUCUUGAUGGACAAGGCGGGAUCUGAAUCGGUCCCCGGUAGCCCCGCUUCUCAAGUGUCCCAAGGGUGCGUGCCGCUGGUGCAUGUGUACUGCUGUUAGUCCAAAAUGUAAAUUGAUUAAACGUGUUUGUUUAUUUUGUUUAGAAGUAGUGACGAACAAGAAGCCAUUCAGGCACAGAAAACGUGGAAAAAGUCAAUAAUGCUGGUCUGGAGAGCUGCAGCCAAUCAUAAGUAAGAAUGAUGGUUUAAUCCUCGAUCAGUACUUCCCUCAUCUAGUUGUUACAUGUUUCCUCAAAGAUUAGUCAACAGAAUCUGGUGUCAAUUCAAGAUUCCAAUGUCCACCUGAUGUUUUUGUCUAUCGUCAUUCCUUUAAUUUUGGUUCAAUUCAUUGAAAUUAAGAGGGUUCGAUACAUAUUAAGCUUUUCUUUCUAGGAGUCUGAUUAUUGUAGUCUUUUGUUCGCCGUUGAACGCAUUAUGUUACUAGAAAAAGUAUUUUCCAACAUACGUUUUUAUGUAUUCUAGUUGAGUGAAAUUGGUUAGGCUUGCGAGAUCUUAGUAUAAAGUACCCUAUGAUCAGCUGGAGCCCACACAAUAUCUUGAAUGAGUGAGGAAAAAUAAACUGGGUUUUAGUAGUGGCACAUCCACCAGGUUUACAUCACUGCCCUUCUCUGCUCUCCUCUAAUGACUUCUCAACUCCUCUAAAUGAAAUACAUUUCAUUUCUAUCUUUGUUUUAUCAGGUAUGCAAACGUUUUUCUGCACCCAGUUACUGACGAUGAGGCUCCAGGUUACCAUGGCAUUGUUUUCAGGUAAAAAAACGUGUAAGGGACUCAACUCGUGCUGUAAGAGAAGAGUCUGUAGACAAGUAUAACUUACUGACUUUCCGGAGCUUAUCAUGUUUCUAUGUCAUGCAUAGACUAGAGCAUUUCCAAUCCUUUCAAGUGCCAAUCAAUCAAAAGUCUCCCCAAGGUGUUCGUUAGGUUUCCCUGAAUGCUGAACAAGUUGAUUAUACUUACUCUUGGGUAUAGAGCUACUCUUGCCUCAGGACACAACAUGACCCGGCCACGGCUUCCACCGAUCAGGCCCCACUCGACUCGGAGUCCAGCGCGCUAACCAUAAGGCCGUUAUGUCUCUCACACCAUUACUGAAAACAUGAGAAAAUCAUGAGAUGGAACCAUCUGACUACUCUAAAUUAAUGAGCCUUAGAACAAGUGACCCUCUCUAAAAAAAAAAGUGAUUGAUGAAUUGGAAAUUGAAGCACCUUGUUAUCUGCUGAAAUAUCAAGGAAGUAGUUCCCUCUAGUACGACAACCAUUAGACAACGAUCCAUCACAAUAUCCCAAUUUAAGCCGUCUCAUCUUUUUGCAGACCUAUGGAUUUAUCAACGAUAAAAAAGAACAUUGAAAAUGGGGUAAGAAUAUAACAUGAAUUUGAAGUCUGUCUGUAUUUGAGAUGUUUUUAGGUUGGAAGCCAGGCGUAUCUUAACCCUAAGAGUGACUAGCAUCUAGUUUCUCCAGACAGUAUUACCCCUGAAUCACACAUUAAGGUCGUGAGAAUAGCGGAAAUGACCACCAACGAAAGACGCUUUUGAUCGGUAAACAAAUUCUCCUUCUCAGCACCUUAGGAAAUGUAUAAAGAACAGUAUGGAGAAUAUGCAUACUGAUGUUAGGGUGCAAAGGGUUAAUGAUUUGUUUGACAUUACCACGCUAAUAUCACCGUUUUUUCGUUUCAGACCAUUCGUACAACAAGCGAAUUCCAGAGAGAUAUGAUGUUGAUGUUUCAGAAUGCUCUCAUGUACAACAGCGCUGAUCAUGACGUGUAAGCAACUGCUUUGUUGUUCGUCACAUAUCUAUGUCAGUAAAAUGAGGUUGUAACUGGUUAUUUGAACGAACGUCUACUACUGAGGAUACAUUUUCGACAUUUCCACUUAUCCUUUACUGUUCUUAAUUCAAGGUAAAGCUUCUUUAUGUCUUAAAUUCCUCGUCUCUUUCAGGUAUCGCAUGGCGGAAGAGAUGCGUGACGAUGUCAUGGAACAAAUCCAGGUAAACACAUGUGUAGGAUGCAUGGUGGAGAAAUUCGCUUACAGUUUAAAUACUUCAAGAAAUAUUCUUUAUUUGCUUUCAGUCGUACAUUGCCACUCAGAUUAUGGUCGAUUCAAAGAUGUUACGGGGCCACAGACAAGAUGGUUAGAUGUCUUUGGUUUUUAUUUUCAUGUGAUUUUCAUUUAUUAGCUCGUUUUUUGUAUGAUCGUCAAAGGUUGUAGUGUCAGUGUGCUAACAUUUUUGUUCAGAGAAAGUCAAAUUUUUAGAAGUCCAAUUAUAUUUCCAAUUUCUUACGUGUCAAACGUUUAUUUCUUACAGUGUUUCACAUCUUCUUAUGAGCUUCAUCAUUUACCUAGCUCGAAGGUGAGCUCUAGAUCGCAACUUUUUCUUUUUCUUUUAUUUCGACAAAAUCAUUCCAAACUACCUUGAGUCAGGGGGGAAAAACAUAAAUCGCAACGCGAAAUUGGCAAAUCGUUAUCUAAUUCCCUUUUUAAAGGAAAAGAAACCCUUUUUGCACAGCGAGCAAACAAAAAAGUCGUCGAAAAAAUCUUCUGGCCUAACGGUCAGAAGUUUGCACUUAUUAGUAAGCGUCGUAAUUCUUAACUUCCUUAAAAAGGCUAGUUAUUAAUGAAAACAUUUGGAAUCAUCACCUCUUACGUCCUGCUCUACUGAGGGCACAUGAUCAGCGAUGGUGUUACCUAGAGAUUCCAUCAAAAGAAGUUGAAGAAGUAGAGGAUAAAACAAAUGAUAAGUACUUUUUUUUCAGCUCGGCCGUAUUAACGUUAAGUUUUCUUUUACAGGCUUUCAACUCGGCCUAUCGGGAUGUCUUCAUCGAUCUCUUUUCCGAAGUGGACGGGCUACGUUCCAGUUUAAGUCACGGUCUUAGCAAAUUCAUGGAUAACUUUGUGGGGAUCAGCUUUCGAUUUCGGGAAAGUUUUUAUACAAUACUAAUUCUAUUUUCGUUGGACUUAGCUACGAUUAAAAGGGAUUUGGUUUGA
This is a messenger RNA of Pocillopora meandrina, 12712 nucleotides long. NCBI's taxonomy places the organism in Eukaryota, Metazoa, Cnidaria, Anthozoa, Scleractinia, Pocilloporidae. The record is from the annotation of a GenBank genome assembly.